UGCUGCUGCCAUCUAGCGAACGUUGGAAAGACAAAUUAGCUUCUGUUGAAACGGGGAGCUGCUGACCAAAUCGACAGUAUCUAUCCUAUGGAGAGUUAAAAUUUAGCGAAAAUUAGCUGAUUAUGUCAGAAAAAACAGAUAUCAAGCCUCCUAAAGGCAAACGUCAAAAAGGUAACAGAGGGGAGGAGGAUAACGUGGAAACAGAUACACAGGCAUCGUCAACCGAAUCCAAAACAACAACGUUAGGUCAGCACGAAAGAGGUUUGUUUUGGAAAACGCCGCUUGAUUUGGAAGUGAACAAAGCUAAAUGGUGGAUGGUUUUCGGCUCAUUAGUAGUUGCAGCAUUUGUCACUAGACUGCAUAAAAUUGAGCUUCCAAGACAUAUAUGUUGGGAUGAAACUCAUUUUGGAAAAAUGGGCAGCUACUAUAUCAAUAGGACUUUUUUCUUUGAUGUCCAUCCACCAUUAGGAAAGAUGCUGAUUGGGUUGUCUGGCAAGCUUACUGGUUAUAAUGGUGAAUUUAGCUUUGAAAAACCAGGAAUGACAUAUCCUCCAGACAUCAACUAUGUUGGCAUGAGAAUUUUCUGUGCCUUAUUGGGUGUUAGUCUAAUCCCACUCGGUUUUGGUAUUGUCUGGGAACUCACCCAUUCUAUAAUAGCAUCCAUUAUUGCAGGUUUAUUCAUACUCUUUGACACUGGGACCCUGAUAUUGUCAAGAUACAUCCUGCUGGACCCGAUCAUGAUGUUCUUUAUUUUAGCAUCAACAUACUGCUAUGUAAAAUUCUACUCGUAUAAUGCCAGUUCAUUUUCUCCACAAUGGUGGCUAUGGCUAACUUUGACAGGAACAAGUCUAGCUUGUGCAAUUAGUGUCAAGUUUGUAGGGUUAUUUGUCAUCCUCUUGGUUGGGUUUAGUACCAUUAAAGAACUGUGGGACUUACUAGGGAACAAAGAGAAUAGUAUUGUGUUGUUGGUGAAGCACUUCCUUGCCAGAGCUGUGUGCCUUAUCAUUCUCCCCAUUAUUUUGUAUAUCAUCCUAUUUGGAAUACAUCUGAAAAUUUUGAAUGAAACUGGUACUGGUGAUGGCUUCUACAGCUCUGCUUUUCAGUCAACACUCAAGGGCAAUAAACUCCAUGGUGCAAGUAUGCCAGAAGAUGUUGCCUAUGGCUCUACAAUAACAGUAAAGAACUCUCAAACAGGUGGAGCUUACCUUCAUUCUCAUUUUCAUCUAUAUCCUGAGGGAAUCGGGGCGAAACAACAGCAGGUCACAGCCUACAGUCACAAGGAUGACAAUAACCUGUGGAUUGUUAUGAAAGAGAAUGUGAAUUCCAAAAUAGAAGACCCAGUGGAGUAUGUCAGACAUGGGGAUGUAGUGAGAUUGAUGCAUGUGGCAACCACCAGAAACCUACACAGCCACAAGGAGAAGGCACCUUUGACACAGAGACACCAUCAAGUCACAUGUUAUGGAAUGAAUGGCACUGGAGACUACCAUGAUAAUUUCCAAGUAGAAAUAGUUGGUGGAGUCCCAGGGGAGGUGGUGAAAGCUGUGAAGAAAAAAUUUACUCUAAGACACCUUGGGCAGAAUUGUGCUGUUACUCAGACAGAGAGGAAACUCCCUAAGUGGGGCUGGGAUCAAAUGGAAGUGACUUGCAAUCCACAUGCAAUUGAUGUAAAGUCCUACUGGAAUGUGGAAGAGGUCAGAGAUUCCAGAUUGCCCAGUGUGUCAUUUGCUAAUCAUGCUCCUAACUUCAUUCAGAAGUUUAUAGAGUCACACAUUGUGAUGGGGAAGGGAAAUAGAGGUUUAAAACCUAAGGAAGAUGAGGCAACUUCUCAGCCUUGGCAGUGGCCUUUAGAUUGGAGUGGGCAGAGCUUUUCGGGGGGCAAAUUCAGGGUUUUACUGCUAGGAAACCCCAUACUUUUCUGGGGUAACUUAAUCCUCAUGGCUGUAUUCAUCAUGCUGUUUAUAUAUGAUGGAGUGAAGAGCAAACGUGGAACAACACAACCUCAGGAAAUCAGAGAUUAUAGAAGCUCGCGCUUCAGUGCCUGUAUGUGGCUGAUAGGAGGGUGGGGCUUACACUACAUACCUUUCUGGACCAUGGGCAGAGUGCUUUACUUCCAUCAUUACUUCCCAGCAUAUCUGUUUAAUGCUAUGUUCUCAGCUGUUGUAAUAGAGUAUGGACUAACUUGUAUUAGGCUUUGUUUCUCUAAACACAUUGCCAUGAAUGUAUACCACACAGCUCUUGGUGUUAUCCUAGCAGGCAUCUUUUACAGCUUUUAUCUUUUCUCUCCUCUGGCAUAUGGUACAUCAGGUCCAACAGCUCUUGAUGUGAAUGCCACAAUGUAUGGCCUGAAAUGGUUGGACACGUGGGACUUUUAGUAUGUCUGCCAUAUUUUAAUAAGGAUCAGUUUUAUGUUAACAAAACAGACUGCAUAUUUUUUAUUAUACAGUGUAUAUGCAAGAGCAUCUUUUCAAAAAGAUAUUUUAACACUACCUUGCAUGACAAGGUAUGAGCAUGAAAAACACAACAUAGAUCUGAUAUCAAAUGUGUGUUCAUAAUAAGUGAAUUCUGUUGGGGUAUUUCUUUAGGUGAAAAUCUCCGCAACAUUCCAUUGUAAUUUUACUUCAAAGUAAUACUUAUAUUGUUGAUCUAUCCUUGACAUCUGUGAUUUUGCAAUUUUUGUGUUGUAUUUAACAAAGUGGCUGCUGUUGGUAGUUUUUUAACUUUAAAUAGAUCUUUUUUUUACUCAUUUGUAAACCAAAUUAUGCAAGAUGUAAAAUGUAUUUAAACUUUUUAGAAAAUAUCUCUUCAAAAUGUCAACCUUUACAAACACAGCGGUAUUGUAUAAUUUUGAUAAUGUAGAAAUGUCACCAUAUUAUUUUUGUUUAUGUGAUAGUUUAGAUAGGUGUUUUUUUGUAGCAGCUGUGUGAGAAAUUAGGUCUAAAGGUUGUAGAAUUAAUCUCUUCUUCAUUUUCUAACAUUUGCAAAACAAACGCCAAUUAUUAUUCCAUGUUCUAGUAGAUAUUUUUCUUGUUCUUCAUUUGUGUAAAAAGAUCAUGGACAAAUUUGAUAUAUUAUGUGCCCUUUCAUCAAUAAAUGACUCCUUCAAACUUAGGCUUCGGUCUUGAGCACCGCUGCUUCAGUGGCAGAGAAUGUGAAAUGAUAUAUCAGUCACUUAUAUAUUUUAAGAAAAUAAAGGUUGCAUAGGUGGAGAC
Lingula anatina is the source of this 3209-nucleotide messenger RNA. Its product is annotated as protein O-mannosyl-transferase 2. Lineage: Eukaryota; Metazoa; Brachiopoda; Lingulata; Lingulida; Lingulidae. Gene Ontology annotation, molecular function: dolichyl-phosphate-mannose-protein mannosyltransferase activity. The record is from RefSeq and is a predicted model, not a curated record. Gene Ontology annotation, biological process: protein O-linked glycosylation via mannose. Gene Ontology annotation, cellular component: membrane; endoplasmic reticulum.